UCUUCCCCGUCUCGCCCGAGCACCUGAGCGCGGCGGGCGCCGGUGGCCAUGGCGGAGCCUCUGCCGGCCUUCCUCGACCGGUUGUGGGGGACCCGGGCCCCGCCUCUGCUGGGGUUCGCCGCCGCCGCCGCCCCUUCCAAGAGUUUUCUUGGAGGCUUUUUUGGUCCCAUUUGUGAGAUUGAUGUUGUCCUUAAUGAUGGAGAAACCAGGAAAAUGGCAGAAAUGAAAACUGAAGAUGGCAAAGUGGAAAAACACUAUCUUUUCUAUGACGGUGAAUCUGUUUCAGGAAAGGUAAACCUAGUCUUUAAGCAACCUGGAAAGAGGCUAGAGCACCAAGGAAUUAGAAUUGAAUUUGUAGGUCAAAUUGAACUUUUCAAUGACAAGAGUAAUACUCAUGAGUUUGUAAACCUAGUGAAAGAACUAGCCUUACCUGGAGAACUGACUCAGAGCAGAAGUUAUGAUUUUGAAUUUAUGCAAGUUGAAAAGCCAUAUGAAUCUUACAUCGGUGCCAAUGUUCGUUUGAGGUAUUUUCUUAAAGUGACAAUAGUAAGAAGGCUGACAGACCUGGUGAAAGAAUGCGAUCUAAUUGUCCACCAGCUUGCUGCCUAUCCUGAUGUUAACAAUCCUAUUAAGAUGGAAGUGGGCAUUGAAGAUUGUCUACACAUAGAAUUUGAAUAUAAUAAAUCAAAGUAUCAUUUAAAGGAUGUGAUUGUUGGAAAAAUUUAUUUCUUACUAGUAAGAAUAAAAAUCCAGCAUAUGGAGUUACAACUGAUCAAAAAAGAGAUCACAGGAAUAGGACCCAGUACCACAACAGAAACAGAAACAAUUGCCAAAUACGAAAUAAUGGACGGUGCACCAGUAAAAGGUGAAUCAAUUCCAAUAAGACUAUUUUUAGCAGGAUAUGACCCAACACCAACAAUGAGAGAUGUGAACAAAAAAUUUUCCGUAAGGUACUUUUUGAAUCUAGUCCUUGUUGAUGAAGAAGACCGAAGGUACUUCAAGCAACAGGAGAUCAUUUUGUGGAGAAAAGCUCCUGAAAAACUGAGGAAACAGAGAACUAAUUUUCACCAGCGAUUUGAAUCGCCAGAGUCGCAGGCAUCUGCUGAACAGCCUGAAAUGUAAAUAGAAGAAAAUUAAAAAAAAAAAAAAAAAAAAAAGCCUCCUGUCUCCAUUAAGUUCAGCAGAGGAAAGAUGGCUGCAGCAUGUACGGGGGAAAGCCAGCCUCCGCUUCUAAUAGUCUUCCUUUAUCUGACAGUGCUGCGUUUAUUUUAUGAAUUAACUAAAUAUUCUUCGUGUAUAUACAUUAAAAAGUGCGUUCUUUGAAACACUGGAACUUUUCUUAAGCUGCCAUUUUUUUAUCGCCCUGAUAUGCAGACGUGCAUCAGCAUAAACAUUGUAAGAGUUUCGCUUGAGGAGGCUUGCAUUUGAACUUUUGCUUUCUUUCUGCAUAAUGUUGAUAAAGUUCUCUUCAUUCUAAUGAUUACCUCUUACCUAACAUGAAAAAAAAAUUUUGUGUUCCAACAGAAGACCCAAGUGACUCUUAACAUCCUUCAAAGACUUAAAAUAUGGUAUCUCAGUAUUAGUGGGAAAUAUAUUUGUUUUUACAGAUGUGUUUGAGAAGCAUAAGUGGAGUGUUUCACUGUAGGUUGGUUCACAGCUUUCUUUUUUUUUUUUUUAUCCUCUUUGAAGUCUUCUGUGAUACGAAUAUUGAUUUGUUUUUUCUUGCCCAGAUUAUGUGACAUGUCAUUGCCGCCUUCCCUGCCCCCAUUCUUAAGCACCUAUUUUAUCACUACUAUCCAGAGGGUACUGUUACAUGCAUUCCACAAUGUAAAGUUGUCUUUAUGUUGGGAUUUCUGGAAUUUGUUAAAGCUACAUUCUUUUUCCAUAAAUACUUUGAAUUUUCUUUAAUUUACUUUAGGUAAGCAAAUAUAACUUUCUUGACUUUACAUAUCUUCACUUCUCUUUUCAAGGAAAAAUAUAGGUAUGAGGAAGUCAGGAGGUCCUUUGAGACCUGUAGUUAUCCAGGCCUGGACAAUUUUAUGUUUGUUAAGCUGGAAGUUUGGCUAAUGUAAACUUUACUCACAUGUUUAAGAUUUUUUUAACACUAAAUUCAAGUUUAUUUGUUCAGCAUUUCCAAACAAGGAGGUUGUGAUCAUUUGAUAGAUGCAUGGCAUCUGGUUUCACAGCACACUAAGUGUGGGCUGUAGGAGAAGCCUGCUGCGUGAAGCUACUUCCUACUUACUGUUCACUGGCUUUUGUACCAAUAUUUUUUAUACAAUUUAGUGCAAGUCUUGUCAUUUAACUUUACGAGGUAAUCCAACAUAUUUCUUUAAAUCUUACUACUAUGGCACUUUGAUAAAAUGGUCAGUAACCAACUUUCUUGGCAAAAGGUUUAAUACACUAUGUGCCGGGACAGCUAUUUCAAAUAUGAAUAUCUGUGAAUGUUUUUCUUCAUGUAAGUGCCUGUUGAGAGUUUAAAAAUUUAAAAAUGCCAAAUAUUUUCAUGGUCACUUGCAUGUAGUAAUCUAGAAAAUAAUCAAAAUUUGAAAAUCAGUUGUAUUUAAUAAGCCUCAAAUUGUGCAAACAUGAUGUAUAAUAAAGAAUUUGAACAGAUAUGGAGCUUGCUAUUUGAAUGAUUAAAAUGGCUCUAUUCUCAAA
Molecule: messenger RNA, 2658 nt
Organism: Erinaceus europaeus (western European hedgehog)
Lineage: Eukaryota; Metazoa; Chordata; Mammalia; Eulipotyphla; Erinaceidae
Gene: VPS26A
Product: VPS26 retromer complex component A
Exons: 9
Coding region: 49-1122 (357 amino acids)
Biological process (GO): retrograde transport, endosome to Golgi; intracellular protein transport
Cellular component (GO): retromer complex; endosome
Source: RefSeq, a predicted model, not a curated record